AUGCGUUCGAGAAUCUGCUUGUACUGUAGGCAAGCGGAAUCCGAUGAUGUUGAUUGGGUUCAAUGCGAAAAAUGUCAGCGGUGGGCUCAUUUUUCUUGCGCGGGUGUUGAUUCGGAAAUAGUCAACAUCAACUGGUCGUGUCAACGAUGCAAAGUGUUGAGCGUUCCAGAUACUGCACCGAAAAGGCGUGGAAAGAAAUCGGUCUCUAAUAGCGAUGCAGGUUCCGAUCGUGGAGGUAGUUCCGUCCAAGAGCCGACUGAGAAGCAGUUGGAGGAGGAACAGCUUGCGAUGGAAAUGGAAUUCGCGAAGCAGAUGGAUUUACGGAAAGCGCGUCUUGAAAGACAGCAGGCAUGGAACGAGUUUCGUUUGAAGCAAGAGCGGGAGAUGCGCAAAUUGGAGCACCAAGCACAGCGAAAAAUGGAGGAGCAGCAGUUAGAGCAUGAGCAGGAAAUGCUGGAUAGGCAAAUGGCGGCAGAGCGAGAAUUUCUCCAGAAGCGUGAUGCGAUUAGGAAGCAAUUUGAUAACAGUGUUAUGAAGGUUAAAGCACUGAAAGAUCAAAGUGGUCCUGUUCGCAAUUCAUCGAUGAUUAAACCAACGAAAAUGGUAAAUCAAUGGCUCCAUGGAGAUAAUCGGGGUGCUCACCGCAGAAUGAAUGAUGGCGAAGAUCCAAAACGAACAGGAAUGGGCCCUGUCGACGAUGAAGGCGAUUCUGAGUGGAAUCAUGAAGUUAGCGACGGUAGUGAUGUGUCGGAAGUUCCCAGGAGUAGAAACAACCGUAGUAGAGUCCGCUUGAGUGAAGGAACAAACGGGUCGGGGUGCAGAGUUGGUCGAAUCACGAGAGAUCAGCUAGCCGCUAGAAAAGCAGUUUCUCAGAAUCUUCCGAAGUUUAAGGGAGAGCCAGAAGUUUGGCCAUUGUUCAUUAGCAGUUUCGAAUUCACCACCGCUGCUUGUGGAUUUUCGAAUCUGGAAAAUCUGAAACGUUUGCAGGAUUGCUUACAGGGUGACGCGCUUGAGGCGGUCAGAAGUCGGCUAAUUCUUCCAGAUUCCGUACCAGAUGUGAUCGGUGAUCUUCGUAAUCUUUUUGGAAGACCAGAGAAGUUGUUGAAAUCGUUACUGUCGAAGGUAAGAAGCGCUCCAGCUCCGAGAGCUGAUCGACUGGAGACAUUUUUGCAUUUUGGCAUCACUGUUAAGCAAUUAUGUGACCAUCUUGAGGCAGCACGGCUUAAUGAUCAUUUAAAUAACCCAAUGCUAGUACAAGAGUUGGUUGACAAAUUGCCACCUAGUUACAAGCUGGAUUGGGUCCGGUACAAACGAGGAAAGGUGGAUAGUUCUCUGCGAAUGUUUACAAAUUUUAUAAAUGACAUAGUCUCGGACGUGUCAGAGGUCACAGAGUUUUCUGCUUUGUCAAUGAGCGAUGCCGGGCAUUCUGGAAGAGGAAAUCUUCGGAAGAAGGAGUUCGUGCAUCUACAUGAUUCGGAUCAGAAAAGGACUGAAGUUCGGAAUGACACAGUCAGUAAGCAGUGUUGGAUUUGUAAACGAACGGAUCACCUCAUCAAAUUUUGCGAAGAUUUCAAGCGGAUGAAUGUUGCAGAGCGGUUGAGAGAAGUCGAGCGACACCAGUUAUGUAGCAUUUGCUUGAAUAAACAUGGUAACAGUUGGUGCACAUCGAAGAUUCGAUGCAUGGUGCGGAAUUGUAAGGGAAGUCAUCACUCUCUGUUGCACAGAGUGAAGGAAUCAGUACGGCUGCAGAAGGUUGAGUGCAACACGAUCGGAAAUCCGGAGAACAAUGUAAUUUUUCGGAUGAUGCCAGUGACGUUGUAUGUUGGAGAGCGUCAAUUCGAUACAGUGGCGUUUCUGGAUGAAGGGUCAUCCGCAACUCUGGUAGACGACGUAGUUGCUAAGCGAUUGAAAGCUAGAGGCACAGUAGAGCCGUUGAUAGUCACAUGGACGGGUAAUAUUAAUCGCUACGAAAACGAUUCGAUGAAGGUAGAACUAAUGAUGUCGGCAAAGGGAUCGAAGGAUAAGUAUUCGUUGUUUAAUACCCGAACGGUGUCUGAAUUAGUGCUACCGAGACAGAACGUACGAUUUGCAGAAGUGGUGAAGAGAUAUUCACAUUUGACUGGUGUACCAGUGAAGAAUUUUCCGUCGGGCAAACCGAGAAUUUUACUUGGGUUAGACAACAUCCAUCUUUUCGCGCCGCUAGAGUCACGUGUCGGUAAACCGAAUGAACCGAUUGCCGUGCGGUCAAAGAUAGGCUGGACAGUCUAUGGAACGGAGAACAGUGCACCGAGUGCUCAUACGUACUUGAAUCUACAUUCAGUCGAACCGAUGAGCAAUCAGUAUCUUCACGAUAUGUUACGAGAACAAUACGUGCUAGAUGAGACAGCUGUUACAACCUUUGCGAUACCUGAGCCUGUGGAAGAUAAACGAGCUCGAGAAAUACUCGAAUCUACUACGAAGCGUGUAGGUGACCGCUAUGAAACGGGGUUGUUGUGGCGUGAAGACGCAAGGCGAUUUCCGGAUAGCUACUCGAUGGCAGUACGACGGAUGAAAGCUCUCGACCGAAAGCUAGAGAAAAGUCCAGAACUGAAGCGUAAUGUGUGUCUGCAGAUCGAAGACUAUCAGGUCAAAGGAUACACACAUAAAGCGACCAAAGCAGAGCUAACCGAUACUCCGAGGAAUACGGUAUGGUAUUUGCUGCUAAAUGUGGUGGUGAAUCCAAGGAAGCCUGGCAAAAUACGCCUCGUUUGGGACGCUGCAGCGUCAGUAAAUGGGGUCUCCUUGAAUUCGGAGUUACUCAAAGGUCCAGAUAUGUUGGUUCCCCUGCCUCGAGUAAUUUGUCAUUUCCGGGAACGUCCGGUCGCGUUUGAAGGUGACAUACAAGAGAUGUAUCACCAGAUACUGAUCAGAUCGGAAGAUAAGCAAGCACAAUGGUUUUUGUUUCAUUCAAACGCAGAAGAGUCUCCGCAGGUGUACGUCAUGGAUGUGGCUACAUUUGGUCCCACGUGUUCCCCGUGUUCAGCUCAAUACGUAAAAAACUUGAACGCAGAGCGGUUUGUCCACGAGUAUCCGGCGGCGGUGGAAGCCAUCGUAAGACGUCAUUAUGUGGACGAUUAUUACGACAGCGUAGACACGCUCGAAGAAGCAGUGCAACGUGCAAACGAAGUGAAGUAUAUUCAUUCGUGCGGAGGAUUUCAUAUUAGGAAUUGGGUGUCGAACUCAGCUAACUUUCUUGAAGAGUUGGGGGAACAAAUCGCUGAUUCUGCCGUGCAUUUCAACCGAAAUAAGAGCACCGAACACGAACGUGUGUUGGGGAUCACGUGGGAUCCGGUUCAGGAUGUUUUCUAUUUUGCUUCAAUAUCAAAAUCGGAGUACAAUCAGGUUCUUCGCGGAGAAGAACACCCGACUAAGAGAGUCGUACUCAGCAUUGUGAUGGCACAAUUCGAUCCUGUAGGACUUCUCGUUCCAGUCACUAUUCUGGGAAAAAUGCUGGUUCAAGAUCUUUGGCGAACAGGAUGUGAAUGGGACGAAACUAUCGAUGAUUUAUCGUUCAAGAAGUGGCUACGCUGGACGAACAUCUUGUUAGACGUAGAAUCAUUUAGGCUACCGCGAAGCUAUUUCGGAAACGCAAGAUCAGAGGAGAUCGAAGACGUACAGCUUCACAUCUUUGCAGAUGCUAGCGAGACUGCAUAUGGAUGCGUGGCGUAUUUCCGCGCAAUCGUGAGAGGCAAAGUAGUAUGCUCGUUAGUGAUAAGCCGAGCGAAGGUUGCUCCGUUAAAACAGCUUUCUAUUCCGAGGCUAGAGCUUCAAGCAGCAGUGCUUGGAGCCAGACUAUCAAAAACAGUGCAGGAUAAUCACAAUUUUUCGAUAAGCCGUGUGGUGUUUUGGAUCGACGCAGAAGUUGUGUUGUCGUGGAUUCGUUCUGAUCAGCGCCGCUAUAAGCAAUUUGUAGGUUUUCGAAUCGGAGAAAUCCUUAGUCUAACGAAACUGACAGACUGGUACGGUAUUCCAACGAGACUUAACAUUGCAGAUCAGAUUACAAAAUGGGGUAAAGAUCCAGAGAUACACCCAAAUAGUCCGUGGGUUCGUGGACAACCGUUUUUAUACAACGUGGAAGAUUGGCCAAAAAAAGCUUACCACCGGGAAACACCACUGAAGAACUACGCUCUCACUUGUUGUUACACGACGUGA
Malaya genurostris is the source of this 4191-nucleotide messenger RNA. RefSeq lists its product as uncharacterized. Bases 1 to 4191 code for a protein of 1396 amino acids. The transcript has a single exon. Lineage: Eukaryota; Metazoa; Arthropoda; Insecta; Diptera; Culicidae. The record is from RefSeq and is a predicted model, not a curated record.